This is a messenger RNA of Hypoxylon trugodes, 1233 nucleotides long. RefSeq lists its product as uncharacterized. The record is from RefSeq and is a predicted model, not a curated record. The coding region runs from base 1 to 1233 and encodes 410 amino acids. Lineage: Eukaryota; Fungi; Ascomycota; Sordariomycetes; Xylariales; Hypoxylaceae. The transcript has a single exon.
AUGGCUCACUACAACCAGCACGCUGGCGAUCACGAGGAGGAGGAUCUCUCCUACAACUCAGCAUAUUCCCCUAUUACUAAUGAAUUGGUAAAUCAUCCCUGCGCAACCUUUACGGAUUGCAACGAGUAUCCGGAAGCUCUACACCACACGCACGAUUCCGAGUCUAGUGUCCCUCUCCCAGCCGUCCCAAUUGAUCCUUCGUUGGGAAGCGCCGUUUUACUGUCGGGAGUACAGGAGGGAAGCCCAGAAGCCCUCUGCAACGACGACCAGGCCAUGCUAGGCCAACAGCAAAUUACCGAGAGUACUAACGAGUCGUUCUUCGAUGGAAAUCCGUCAGUUUACCAGUAUGGCGAUUUUGCUAACAAUUUUCCUCACCUACCGCAACACUCCGCCCCUGUAAACUCCCAUCAGCAAAUAACUACACAAUGGAACGCCGACGACUACGAAAUCCCUACCACUCAUAACCCCCAGCCCUUCUAUGACCACUACUACGACCACCGUGUCGGCCAUUGGGGUUCCCUUGAGGGUUACCCAACCGCCUACGACUACCCCCAGCCCCACGGACGACAGCAGACCGACCCCGGUACCAAUGACUUUGUACCUAAAUGGGGAUUCCAUCCCGGCUUCGAUGGGAAUGCAAAUUCGCAUGUAGCGGACGGUUCUUUCCGCAUCGCUAGUAAUAAUCACGAGUCGACCACUUCAUCGAACCAGGAGAGCUUCCAAUCGCAAUGGAACUUCGUCUCCGAUGAUCAGUACGGUACCCAAACUCCCGCCAACCCCGGAGUUUCUGUUACGGCUAUCCACUUUGCCAAUCUCCCUCCUGUACAUCAGGCAACCGAGACCGCACAACCACAGCCCCCGCAGCAGCAGCGGCCUCUCCACAAGUGUCGUCGUUGCUCCAUGGAAUUCGUCCAUGUCGUUGAUCGGAAUAAUCACCUCCUAGACGUACACAAGGAGAACCACCGACGCCAGAAAUCGAAAGAGGGGGGCAAGUUCAAAUGCCCCUAUUGCGACCAACCUGCGUACAAGGCCAAAGCCGGGCUUACCCGACACAUCAGAGACAAACACGAUCCCAACUCGCAUUACCGUCUCCAAGCCGCGAUUUUAGACGAGAAAGUGGCUUGCCAUCUGUGUGGAGAUAAGUUCGAAUCUUAUAGAGCACGUCAAAACCAUAUUUCUAAAGAUCACAAUGCUGGUGCGAAGGAGCCGAAGAAGGGACAGGGCAAAAAGUAA